Oppia nitens is the source of this 2070-nucleotide messenger RNA. Its product is annotated as long-chain fatty acid transport protein 4-like. Gene Ontology annotation, molecular function: long-chain fatty acid transmembrane transporter activity; long-chain fatty acid-CoA ligase activity. Gene Ontology annotation, biological process: triglyceride homeostasis. The record is from RefSeq and is a predicted model, not a curated record. Lineage: Eukaryota; Metazoa; Arthropoda; Arachnida; Sarcoptiformes; Oppiidae. Gene Ontology annotation, cellular component: endoplasmic reticulum. Bases 80 to 2041 code for a protein of 653 amino acids. The transcript is spliced from 6 exons.
CUAUAAUUGACCUGAAAAACAACUAAAUAGUAAUUAUUUUUCUAAAAAUAUACAAUCGUUAAAACUACUAAUAAUAAUAAUGGUAUUAGUAUUGGUCUCAUUAUUAGUGGCAAACGUUGCCGUUUUAUUAUUUAAUAUGAACUGUUGGCUUAUAUUGGCCAGUCUACUGGGUCUCAUCGGUUAUAUUGUUUAUAACUACUGGAGUGUCAUGAAAAUUUUUUAUAAUACCCUUCCCAGGGAUAUUAGGGCCGGUAUUAAGCUAUUGAGGGCCAAAUGGUUUCUUCGGGAAUGCAAAAAACACAACAAAUCGGUGCCAAAAGUGUUCAAAGAGUUGGCACAACGGCACCCAAAUCGGGUGAUGUUUUACUUCAAGGACGAGGUUUGGACAUUUGGAAAGGUAGACGAAAUGUCCAAUAGAGUGGCCAAUGUUUUUGCCGAAAUGGGCUAUCAUCCCGGCGAAGAGGUAGCACUCAUGAUGAACACACGACCCGAGUUUGUUGUCAUGUGGUUAGGUCUGGCCAAAGCUGGUCUAAUCACUGCCUUUAUUAAUACCAAUCAGCGAUUGGAGGCACUGACCCAUUCAAUAACAGUUGUAAACUGUAAGGCUGUGAUAUAUGAGCCACAACUGGCCAAAGCCAUACAUGAGAUACUACCAUCACUUCAAGAUAAGUCACCAUCGAUGCGCUUCUUUAGUUUUGGUGAACCAGUUUCACAAGAAGGACGUGAGAUACCGUCUCAACCACUACACGAUCUUCUGGAUCAGGCAUCCAGUGAUGAUCCGGUAACACUGGCAAAAGGCAACUUUAGCGACAAACUAUAUUACAUAUUCACUUCGGGUACAACUGGUCUGCCGAAAGCGGCCGUCAUUCGCAAUCACCGAUACAUAUGGAUGGGUUCAAUCAUUAGGUCACUGUUCAGUUUCGACCACUCCGACAACCUUUAUCUGACACUACCGUUAUAUCACAACAACGCCGGCACUAUGGGCUCAGCACAGGGCGUACUGUUUGGCAUAACGUUGACACUGAGAGAAAAGUUUUCGGCCUCAAACUUCUGGGAGGACUGUAUCCGAUAUAAGUGUACUGGUGCCAUGUACAUUGGUGAAAUAUGCCGGUACCUGUUGGCCCAACCGGAGAAGCCGGUAGACAAACAGCAUAACGUAAGGAUACUGUUUGGCAACGGUUUGCGCCAAAAAAUUUGGACGGACGUCAAGACACGUUUCAAUAUCAAACAAAUUGGAGAGUUUUACGGCGCCACCGAAGGCAACGCCAAUGUUGCCAAUAUUUCAAACAAAGAGGGCGCCUGUGGUUUUGUUCCCUGUUGUAUACAGUGGUUAUGUCGGCUCAUAUACCCGGUAGUGGUCAUCAAAGUAGACGAACACACUGGCGAAGCACUGCGCGAUGCCAAUGGUUUGUGUAUACCGGUAAAACCGGGCGAAAUCGGUGAAAUAGUCGGCAAAAUACACGAAUCGGACCCAUCGCGUGCUUACCCGGGCUAUCAUAAUCCCGAGGCCACCAAGAAAAAGGUUGUCCACAAUGUACUCGUUCACGGAGACAAAGCUUUUCUAUCCGGCGAUCUUAUGGAGAUGGAUGAGCUCGGCUUUCUUUAUUUCAGAGACAGAACUGGCGAUACGUUCCGAUGGAAAGGUGAGAACGUAUCGACCACUGAGAUCGAGGCCAUCAUUCAGAAGGUAAUCAAACUGAACGACUGUGUCGUGUUUGGCGUCUCAGUUGAACAGUGCGAAGGAAAGGCCUGUAUGCUAGUGAUGACACGUCCGCAAACCGGCAAACUAGACGUCGCACAACUGUAUCAUAGGUUAAAAGAUGACUUACCGUCAUAUGCUGUACCGUUAUUUGUUCGGGUGGUCGACAAGAUUGAAAUUACCGGCAGUUAUAAACUACAGAAGCAUAGCCUGGAAAAGGAGGGCUUCAAUCCAAAUGUAGUAAAAGAUGAGCUGUACUUUUUGGACAAAAAGUCGGCCAAUUAUGUACCGCUGACAACACAAUUGUAUCAACAAAUUCAAAGCGGAAACAUUACUUUAUAAAGACAUUCAUUACAUUAUUUACAAAUUAC